Sardina pilchardus (European sardine) is the source of this 1298-nucleotide messenger RNA. RefSeq names its product glyceraldehyde-3-phosphate dehydrogenase-like. Gene Ontology annotation, biological process: glycolytic process; glucose metabolic process. Bases 128 to 1129 code for a protein of 333 amino acids. Gene Ontology annotation, molecular function: glyceraldehyde-3-phosphate dehydrogenase (NAD+) (phosphorylating) activity; NADP binding; NAD binding. Gene Ontology annotation, cellular component: cytosol. NCBI's taxonomy places the organism in Eukaryota, Metazoa, Chordata, Actinopteri, Clupeiformes, Clupeidae. The record is from RefSeq and is a predicted model, not a curated record. The transcript has 12 exons.
UUCUAAGGGGGCGGGUCUCCUGCUAGGACGAUGGGAUAAAUUGGCGGCCCCCUUCUGCUCGUCCCCGCUCACAGCACUCAACGGCACAGAUACCUCUCACCGACGCGGACUUAAACAGAUCGACAAAAUGGUGAAGUUUGGAGUCAAUGGAUUUGGACGCAUCGGUCGCCUGGUGACCCGAGUGGCACUGCUCACCGGCAAGGCUGAGAUCGUGGCCAUUAAUGACCCUUUCAUCGAUGUCGAGUACAUGGCUUACAUGUUCAAGUAUGACUCCACCCACGGCCGUUUCCACGGUGAUGUGAAGAUUGAUGGAGGCAAGCUUGUUAUCAAUGGACAUGCCAUCACUGUUUUCUGCGAGAGGGACCCAGCCAACAUUAAGUGGGGCGAUGCUGGUGCUGACUACGUCGUGGAGUCCACCGGCGUGUUCACCACCAUCGAGAAGGCCUCAGCCCACUUGAAGGGUGGCGCCAAGAGGGUUAUCGUCUCUGCUCCCAGUGCCGAUGCCCCCAUGUUUGUCAUGGGUGUCAACCACGAAAAGUAUGACAACUCCAUGAAGGUUGUCAGCAAUGCCUCCUGCACAACCAACUGCCUGGCACCUGUUGCUAAGGUCUUGAAUGACAACUUCGUCAUCAUUGAGGGUCUCAUGAGCACCGUGCAUGCUGUCACUGCCACCCAGAAGACCGUGGACUCUCCCUCAGGCAAGCUGUGGAGAGACGGCCGCGGCGCCAGCCAGAACAUCAUCCCAGCCUCCACCGGCGCUGCCAAGGCCGUGGGCAAGGUCAUUCCCGAGCUUAAUGGAAAGCUUACCGGCAUGGCCUUCCGCGUUCCCACCCCUAAUGUGUCUGUUGUUGACCUGACAGUUCGCCUGGAGAAGCCUGCCAAGUAUGACGAUAUCAAGAAGGUCAUGAAGGCAGCUGCUGAGGGCCCAAUGAAGGGAAUUCUUGGAUACACAGAGGACCAGGUUGUGUCCACAGACUUCAACAGCGACCCACACUCCUCCUUCUUUGACGCUGGUGCAGGUAUUGCCAUCUCUGACCACUUUGUCAAGGUGGUGUCAUGGUACGACAAUGAGUUUGGCUACAGCACCCGCGUUGUCGACCUGAUGGUCCACAUGAAGGCCAAGGAGUAAAGUUUUCUGCCGUGAAGCGUUUCCUGCACACUGCUACGUUGUGAUAAUCGUGACAACUUUUCCCUGUAAUCCUGUUCCGCCUCACUGUUUUCCCUGGUGAUGACUUGGCGAUGGGGAGUUCCACUUACAAUCACUUUUUUAAUAAAAACUUUGUGACCCAACAAUUAAA